Molecule: messenger RNA, 841 nt
Organism: Schistocerca serialis cubense
Lineage: Eukaryota; Metazoa; Arthropoda; Insecta; Orthoptera; Acrididae
Gene: DENR
Product: density-regulated protein homolog
Exons: 6
Coding region: 175-726 (183 amino acids)
Biological process (GO): translation reinitiation; formation of translation preinitiation complex
Molecular function (GO): mRNA binding; translation initiation factor activity
Source: RefSeq, a predicted model, not a curated record
CGGAGCAGAAGCCAACUGUAAUGUCUUUUUCCACAAUCUGUUUGGGCUUUUGUUAAAUUCGAUUUUAUGUGUCGAUGUUUCGAUGGUCCAUAUCGACAGGACUGCUUGAAAUCUACCGGGUAAGACUGAAAUGCAACUUUUAAACUAGGCUUCUGUGCACAACCUAAUCAAAAUAUGAGUGAGAACGAAACGAUUAGCCUUCCUGUGGGCCCACAACCGGACGUCACGUACCCUAUACGAGUACUUUAUUGUGGGAAUUGCUCGUUGCCUAUUGAGUAUUGUGAAUACUAUCCUGAAUAUGAAAAAUGCAAACAGUGGUUGGAGCGCAACAUGCCAUCAGAAUUUGAAAAAGUGCUUAAGUUAGGUGACAAAGAUGAAAAUGAACCUGGGGGAGAAGAAGAGAAAAAACGGCAGAAAAGAGGUGGAAAGGCUUUGAUGAAAGCUAAAAAGAAGGAAGAUGGCCCAAAACAAGUUUGUAUUUCUCGUGCUCCUCGUGGAAAAAAGAAGUCUGUAACUGUUGUUACUGGUCUAAGCACAUUUGACAUAGAUUUAAAAGUGGCUGCAAAAUUCUUUGGCACAAAAUUUGCAUGUGGAUCUUCUGUAACGGGAGAAGAUGAAAUAGUAAUUCAAGGUGAUGUUAAAGAUGAUUUGUUUGAUAUUAUCCCAGAAAAGUGGCCAGAAAUUGAUGAAGAUAGCAUUGAAGAUUUAGGAGAUCAGAAGAGGUAGUGCAGUUAUUAUUUUUCUAUUUAUUGUAAUAAAUAAUUAUAAUAUUUAUAUUUGUGGAAUUGGUCACUUGUAUAUGUUAACAAAUAAUAAUAAAGGCAACCAUGUAUCUAAGUAA